AUGCAGUGCCUGGGCGCCGAGUACCGGGUUUCUGCAGAAGAAACGCCCAGGCCAAGAGAAUGGCGACCCCAGAUUUAUAGGAAGUGCACGGAUAAGAUGUGGUUGUUCCUGUUCUUUCUGUUUUGGGCUGGCUUGAUGUUCCUCACGGGGUACUCGGUGGUGGCUGGCGCCGCAGGAAGACUACUGUUCGGCUACGACAGCUUUGGCAACGUGUGUGGCAAGAAGAACUCCCCAGUGGAAGGGGCUCCUCUCUCAGGACAGGACAUGACCCUGAAAAAACACGUGUUCUUUAUGAAUUCAUGCACCCAGGCACUCAAAGAUGAGAAGCCCGGACCCACUGCCCUUUGCGUAUCCAGCUGUCCAGAAGAGCAACUCAACACCCUGGAAGAAGUCCAGCUCUUCGCCAACACCACUGGGUCCUUCCUCUGCAUCUACAGUUUGAAUCCCUACAACUACACCGAGAGUCCGAAUGCCCACUCAUUGUGCCCCAAGCUGCCAGUUCCACCAAGCAAGCCCUUUCCCUUGUUCAACCGGUGCAUCCCUCAAACACCUGAGUGCUAUUCCCUGUUCGCAUCUGUUCUGAUCAAUGAUGUCGACACCCUGCAGCAAAUUCUGAGUGGGAUCAUGUCGGGAAGAGACACCAUCCUCGGCCUUUGUAUCCUCUCAUUAGCCUUGUCUUUGGCCAUGAUGGUCACCUUCCGGUUCAUCACAACCCUUCUGGUUCAUAUUUUCAUCUCGUUGGUUAUUUUGGGAAUGUUGUUUGUCUGCGGCGUCUUGUGGUGGCUCUACUACGACUACACCAGCGGCCUCAGCAUAGAGCUCGACACGGAGAGGGAGAACAUGGAGUGUGUGUUGGGGUUCGCUAUUGUGUCCACUGUCCUCACGGCCGUGCUGCUCACCCUGAUUUUGGUGCUCAGGAAGAGAAUAGGGCUGACAGUUGAGAUUUUCCAAGUCACGCAUAAAGCCAUCCGCAGCACUCCGUUCCUGUUCUGGCAGCCACUGUGGACAUUUGCCAUCCUCAUGUUCUUCUGGGUCCUCUGGGUGGCUGUGCUGCUGAGCCUGGGAACUGCAGGGACUGCCCAGGUUACUGAAGGUGGCCGGGUGGACUACGAGCCCCUGGCAGGCAUCCGGCUCAUGUGGUGGUACCACCUGGUGGGCCUCCUCUGGACAAGUGAGUUCAUCCUGGCAUGCCAGCAGAUGACCAUCGCGGGAGCCGUGGUCACUUCUUACUUCAACAGAAACAAAAAUGAGCCUCCCGAUCAUCCGAUCCUCUCAUCUCUCUCCAUUCUUUUCUGCUACCACCAAGGGACAGUCGUCAAAGGGUCGUUUUUAAUCACUGCGCUAAGGAUUCCAAGAACCAUUGUCCUGUGCAUUUCCAACACGCUGAAAGAGAAGCAGCACAGCAUAUGUGCGAAGUGCAAGUUCAAAUGUGGCCACCGCUGUUUCCAGUACCUUGACAAACACCUGUGCCAGCUCAACCAGAAUGCAUAUACCACAACUGCCAUCAAUGGAACAGAUUUUUGUACAUCAGCAAAAGAUGCAUUCCAAAUCUUGUCUAAGAAUUCAAGUCAUUUGACAUCUAUUAACUGCUUUGGAAACUUCGUAAUUUUUCUAGGCAAGGUGUUGGUGGUGUGUUUCACCGUCUUUGGCGGGCUCAUGGCCUUCAACUAUGACCGUGCGCUGCAGGUGUGGGCAAUCCCUCUCUUAUUGGUGGCCUUUUUUGCCUACUUAGUGGCUCACAGUUUUUUAUCCGUGUUUGACACUGUGUUGGAUGCACUUUUCCUGUGUUUCACUGUUGACCUGGAGACAAAUGAUGGAUCGUCAGAGAAGCCCUACUUUAUGGACCAAGAUUUGUGGAACUUCGUGAAGAAGACCAAUGAGUUCAACAAUGUGAGGGCAGAGAGAGAUGAGAACUCAGUAAAGAACGAAGGAGGAACAGAACUCCGGCCGAUGGUGAACAGGUGCCAGGCAGAUGUGUGAGCUUGAAGAGAUGACCUCCUCCACAGAGCCAUUACAGACCACCAGGUCCAACAGACCCUAUUCCUCUGUUGUCUUUGUUGUUACUGUUGGCUUUCUUCCAACAGGACAGCCUUUUAUGGACCAAAUGGGAUGGAAACACUAAACCACCGGUGUGUGCAUCAAUUUAAAAAGCACAGUAUGUAAAAAAAAAUCUCAUGUUCUGAGGCAAAUAAUAAAUAAACCUUUGGUGUGAGAAGUUU
This is a messenger RNA of Ochotona curzoniae (black-lipped pika), 2219 nucleotides long. RefSeq names its product solute carrier family 44 member 3 (gene SLC44A3). The coding region runs from base 1 to 1980 and encodes 659 amino acids. NCBI's taxonomy places the organism in Eukaryota, Metazoa, Chordata, Mammalia, Lagomorpha, Ochotonidae. The transcript is spliced from 15 exons. The record is from RefSeq and is a predicted model, not a curated record. Gene Ontology annotation, biological process: transmembrane transport. Gene Ontology annotation, cellular component: membrane. Gene Ontology annotation, molecular function: transmembrane transporter activity.